Messenger RNA from Amoebophrya sp. A25, 3182 nucleotides. Lineage: Eukaryota; Dinophyceae; Syndiniales; Amoebophryaceae. The record is from the annotation of a GenBank genome assembly.
UGUGAUCUUGGUGUGGUCUGUCGUAGAUCUAGAUAUGUCUCUCGUACGUGCUUGAUAUGGCCAUAUCACGCCGUAAUAUUAAUUAGGUUUCGAAAUAUAUGAUGAAAUCAUACCUAUUUCGAGUAAAAUGAAAGAAAAUGAAAGAAUUAUGAUUGUCAGUAUGUUGGCAAGCCCCCCCUGUAAUACGCGAAUUAGUCGUCUCUAUCAAGAUAGAUUAGAUUAAUCGUGGAUUACCUAUAUUCCGCUGUAGUUCGGCCGGAGCGUAUGGGCCUUGAGGAGCGAUUCCAAACAAUAGUCUGCUAAAGACUAUGUUUGGGGAACUACCAGUGAAUAUAUAGUCUCAGCUUCAUGCUUUGAGCGAAAGUCACGCUGGCGCUGUCUGCCGCCAAUCGUGGGCUUCAGUUUCAGUUCGCUUGCGAGGCGCAAGCGCUACCACGCUAGAGACGCUUGGUUUUUUUGCACAGCGUCGCUUAACGAUGACGUCAAACUUCUAUGGUAGUUUGGGCGCGCAGUUGUUUGGUGCGAACUACAAUGCGAGCGUCCUUUCCAGCAACAACAAGCGUUCUGCUGACAUCGAUGAAGAACCGCGUGCGUAUCCGGGUGCCGCGUCUUCUUCAUCAUCUUCUUCUUCUUCUUGCGUCCGGAGUGGGCCGAAGGUAGCCAGAAUUGAGGAAUGGCCGCAAACUUCUUCAAGCUCAUCUUCAUCUUCCUCAAAGUUGUUGCGGAGUGCACCAUUGAAAAAGCCUGCACCUGAAACAGGAAGUGCUGAGGACAUCAUCAAAGCGCUCGGUGGUGAUCCACUUGUCAAUGGGAAUGAAGAUGAUCCUUUCGAUGAUGGUGACGAUGAGAAGGAGGGCGACGCACUGGCACUCGCGCCUCGCAAGAAUCGCCGGAGGAAGCGAAAGGCGCAAUAUAUUCCACCUGUUGCGCAAGCUGUGAAUAAUGCAGACUCACCGGGUGAGAUGCCCACUAUCGCAAGUCUUGCUGUAAAGUUGAGGAUAAAAAAGCAACAGGCAUACCCGUUCGGAGAGCGACUCUACAUAGGAGUCCUGGCAUUGAAGCUUGCUGCAGACGGGAAGGUAUAGCCCUUCUAUGUUUCUAGAUCUACUAUCUAAGUCAUACGAGCUCGCAUCGCUCGAUAAAUUCCUUAUAUGCAAGGACUCGCUUUCUCGGCAAGAUUAUGGUGACUCGGUGCAUUCACGAUAUAACGACCAGGCUUAAUUGAGUAAGAACCUAAUGUCACAGACUAAGUGCUUUCGCUACCGUGCGUCCAUCUACUUAUCUUGAAUACUUACUUUACACCCAGGGGCGUGGGCGGUUGCAUGUUCCCUCGGCGGCGCGAAUUAUAUUCCAGAAUCCGCAGGUGGGACGGAAAUACAUAGACCUGGUGUCACGGUGCAUGGAGAUGGGCAGGAAUGAGUUUUCUCAUUCUGAGCGCAAGGAUUUAUUUCGGAGUUUUACUGCUGAGUCGAUAAAAAGCGUCGUUGCUGAAAAAUUUGGGAAAGCCGAAAUUGAACGAUUGCGGGCGCCAGGAGGUUUUACUAACUUUUAUAUCUAGUACGCACUUGCUUCUGAUGUCGUUCUCUUUUCAAUCAGGUUUACUAUUUACUUAGAUUUACUUCACACGAAAAUCACUAGACUACCGUCGGCACCUGCCUCGAUUGCCAUCUAUUUCUAAAUAAUCAGGUGGCCGAAAAGUUAUCAAUGCAGGACUACACGAAGACCUUUUCGACCUGUUCCUCCACCUCCGUACACUUGGCACGAAAACAAUUAUGGCAGGCGUUGCUGCAUUGAGUGAGAAUGAAUUAGUCUGGGAGACGAGGCGUCUGAUAAUGGGAGGCUCCUGCUUAAAAUUAGGCACUUACUUACUCUGGGUAGUGGUAGCUACUUCUGUUGAGCUUUAUACAGUGCUCCGAACUAAGAAAACUGAAACCAAGUAGGCAAAUGUAGUCAAGCACUGGGGCAACCACUUGAAUGACCUUCAUUGCGGCGUGCACGUUUAUGAUGCAGAUUGCCAUGGAGCUCGGAAAGCAAAAGCGCGACAAAGGAGAGAGCGUUCCGGUGAUUACUCGGGACUGGGUGACGAGAUGGGCUUUUAAGGAUAAGGAGAUGGAUCAUGAUCAAUAUUGUUAACUGGCAGCUAGUGGCAUAAGUGCUGUCGUUUGCGUGCCAUAGGCCUUUAUUUUUUUCCAUUUGGCGUGGUCAUGUUUUGUUAGUUUCAGAAGGUCAAGGAAGUGCUUGCUUGAGACUAAGUAGUUAUUGCUUCUCUACCAUGAUGCCGGGCCGACUAAGAACUUACUUCUCGUCAUCUCUAACCUAAUGUCUUACGGCCUGGCACUGAGGAUGCCAAAUUCACGACCGAAACUCUCCGAGGAGGAAGCUGCGUCGCGGUAGCUGCUUACUUUUACAGAAACUCUUCCUAAUAUGAGAUCGAGACUGUGGCAAUUUUUAUAGUAAAAAACUAUUGACGAGUAAUGAUAAGCGUGUAGUCUGCAUCUAAGUACUUACUUUUAUAAAUUGGCUUUGAUUCGUCUUGAACGCGCGACAUUUGCGUCUUGACUUGAGAUCUUCGAUUUGAUCACAGAGUCUUAUCAACGUGGAAGACCAGUUGGUCGGUGUUGACGUUUUUGCGACGACUCGGCUACGGGGUCCGUUAUGGUGGGCUAAUAGUACUGCGUCUACUACUUCGCUACCUUUACUUACUUAUUUAUUUGAACUCCUUGUGCGGAUCAGGAUCACACGAGUCUCAGCAUCAGAAUCUUCUUCGUCGUGAGUAAGUGCUCAGCGCUAGAUAUAGAGGUAGAGACUUCGGGGCGGCGGCAUGUCGUCAAUUCGUAUUUUUCUAAAUACUUAGGAAAUAGAACUACUUACGCUGCAUGCCUCUAACUCUCAAUCAGAGCGCUCGACGAAAAGCCCCUAUUCAUGAACAGCACGAGUGAGGGCAAGAUCCUGGCGCAGUCGGGUAGCCGGACGGUGACAGUCUGCGAGUUAAGGUCUGUCUUUGCUAAUAGUGUGGCUGGAGUAAGUGCAUUAUCUAAGUACUUAGGCUGUUGCCCUCGCAGCUUGCCUCUGUUUCAACUGAAAAGCAGCGAGACGGGCCGUCUCUUUUUCGGAUAAGGAGACUCAUCGGCAUCGUCUAACGUGUGCACAUGGGCAGACGCGGAGUAGAUACACGAUGCUAA